Messenger RNA from Entrophospora candida, 540 nucleotides. The record is from the annotation of a GenBank genome assembly. Lineage: Eukaryota; Fungi; Glomeromycota; Glomeromycetes; Entrophosporales; Entrophosporaceae.
AUGAGUAAAUCAUUAUAUAACAGUGUUGAUUCUGUGGGAGAAGCAUUUAGACCUUUCGUUUCUUUAAUAGCCACGGCAAAAACUAUAAUACAACAAAUUGAGAAUAUUUAUGAGAAUGCACAAUAUAAUAAGAGAAUUUGUAAUGUAUUUUUGGAUCGUGUAGAUGCUGCUCCAGCUUACAUUAAAAAACUAGAACGUAAAAAAGAAGAAAAUGAACACCUUUUUCGUGAUGGAAAUUAUCAAAAUCAUUUUUUACGUUUUACCACUGUGUUAUUCGAGAUAAGAACAUUUCUUAAGGAUAUUACUCAUCUUUAUGGAUGCAGUAAAUAUAGUUCAGCAAAAAAUUUCAAAGAGAUGUUUGAAAAACUUACUCGAGAUAUUGAUAAUGUUAUGAGAAAUUUAGAGUUUAAAACGACUGUUGCUCCUGAGGAGCAAAAACGAAUUGAUCAACGAAGUCUAGAAGAGGAUUAUGAAGAAAUGGAAAAGGUUAAAAAUUAUUUAUACGCAUAUUAUAAUCAAUAUACUCUUGAUUAUCAUUAA